AAUUUAAUUAGAAGAUUUUAAAGAUGAGAGAAAUGAGAUAGCUUCGUCCAUCGAGAAACGUCGACAAUAAAAAGGGGCUAAAAGCGCGUCGGUGACUUGUACUCUCCAUCUCUUCUUCCUCUCUUUCACAUCUCUUUUCUCUCAAAUUCUCGACCCACAAGGAAAAUCAUCUCUACCUUGCGCAAAUUCAUCAGCCAUGUCGUACGAUUACCUCUUCAAAUACAUCAUCAUCGGAGACACAGGUGUGGGAAAAUCGUGCCUGCUUCUGCAAUUUACUGACAAGAGGUUCCAACCAGUCCACGAUCUCACCAUUGGUGUCGAGUUUGGUGCUCGGAUGGUCACCGUCGAUGGACGCCCCAUCAAACUCCAAAUUUGGGAUACCGCUGGACAAGAGUCUUUUCGAUCCAUCACCAGAUCGUACUACAGAGGAGCAGCCGGAGCUUUACUGGUUUACGACAUCACCAGGAGAGAGACGUUUAACCAUCUUGCGAGCUGGUUGGAGGAUGCUCGGCAACAUGCAAAUCCUAACAUGAGUAUUAUGCUGAUCGGGAACAAAUGUGAUCUUGCUCACAAGAGAGCUGUUAGCAAAGAGGAAGGAGAACAGUUUGCCAAAGAACAUGGACUGUUGUUCUUAGAAGCAUCUGCAAGAACAGCUCAAAAUGUUGAGGAGGCCUUCAUAAAGACUGCAGCAAAGAUCCUUCAGAACAUUCAGGAUGGUGUCUUUGAUGUAUCCAACGAGUCAUCAGGCAUUAAGGUGGGCUACGGGCGUCCUCAAGGUGCAGCUGGAGGAAGAGAUGGUGCGAUCUCACAGGGAGGUGGCUGUUGUGGUUAAAGAUCUCUGAAGAUGUGUCAACGGUCACACACAUAUUCUGAUGUAAUCUGGUGAUUCAGAAACUACUCUUGCUUUUUAUUAAUCUCUGCAAUUGGAAACACCAGAAAUGUAUAGUUUCACUUUCUUUCUCUAUUUUCCUGUUUGUCUUUACCAAAAAAACUAAACUGGUGCAUUUGAGAGUGAACAGCCUGAUCUUUAUAAACCAAGCAGGCGUUGGCUUCUUUAAAUCAAUUUGUUGCUUUGCACGUAAAGUCAAAGCUCUU
Molecule: messenger RNA, 1095 nt
Organism: Eutrema salsugineum
Lineage: Eukaryota; Viridiplantae; Streptophyta; Magnoliopsida; Brassicales; Brassicaceae
Product: ras-related protein RABB1b
Exons: 6
Coding region: 197-832 (211 amino acids)
Biological process (GO): regulation of endocytosis
Cellular component (GO): endosome
Molecular function (GO): GTP binding; GTPase activity
Source: RefSeq, a predicted model, not a curated record